Molecule: messenger RNA, 2325 nt
Organism: Verruconis gallopava
Lineage: Eukaryota; Fungi; Ascomycota; Dothideomycetes; Venturiales; Sympoventuriaceae
Exons: 4
Coding region: 626-2242 (538 amino acids)
Biological process (GO): transmembrane transport
Molecular function (GO): transmembrane transporter activity
Source: RefSeq, a predicted model, not a curated record
GAGCUUUGCUGUUGCACGAUUCGCGGGCAUAGCACAUCUCCCUACCCCAGAUUUCUCCGCAUCAUAACCUGUCUUCUGAGCGCUUCAAACCACGGCACUUGUGCGUGGCACCCAGACUAGUAGAGUUUGAAUUGUCGUCUUUAAUAGACUUUCACCAAUCUGCUUUUGGCUAUGAAGCCGUUCAUGCGCAGCCUUUUACCAGGAGCGUGGCUGAACUCAGCGGGAGAUGGUCCAGCUUCAAUUACCGAGUAUGAAUUACCGGCUGUCGAUCUAUGUACUACCAAUCCUCAAUCUACGACUCCCAGGACUAUAAGUAUCGAAUAGCUCUCCACAUAGACUCCACACUCGUCUAGGAUACUGACCCCAUAGCGUCCUUUCCUGUUCUUUCUCAAUUCAUUUUCCUAGUGCUCUACUUUCCACACUACAGACGUUGCUUCGCGCUCUCCACCACUCAAACGGCCUUAUCGGCUGGCAGCCGCGGAACGUUCCAAAUGGAUCCGACCUUUGACACUGAAGCUGUAUGAGAGGCUCUCUCAGCUUUUAGAAUGUAGCUUACGACACAAAACAGGAGCGACAUCAAAUCGAGGAGGAGCUCCACGUGGAGAUCCUCCCCGGUACGGAGAUCAUGGCUGAUGUCGGCAGCCAUCACUUCGUAAAGGGGGGAGGGAGCACUGUGCUAGUACCCCAGCCCAGCGACGAUCCGGCCGAUCCUUUGAACUGGUCUCUCUGGUGGAAGAUUGCAGCGAUUACCUCCUCGAGCAUGGUGACCUUUGCGCAAGGAUUUGGACCUCUCGCGCUUGCCCCGAUGUUCCCGGAUUAUAUCAAAGCAUUCAAUUGCACCUUGGCUCAGGCCGUGCAGUUCACUGGGGUUUGUAUUUUGGUUUUGGGAUUCAGCAACUUUCUAUGGGUCCCGAUCGCAACAUCAUUCGGCAGACGGCCCGUCCUCUUGACGUCCACUCUUCUCUGCCUUGGGUCCUGCAUCUGGAGAGCUCGAGCACAGACCUACGGUAGCUUUAUGGGCGCCUGUGUAGUCAAUGGGAUUGGAGCAGGACCUGCAGAAAGUAUGCAGCCAACAAUCAUCGCGGACAUCUUUUUCCUCCAUGAUCGUGGCAAAUGGAACACGUUGUAUUGGGUCAUCUAUAUGGGUUCUCUCAUGGUAGCACCGAUCAUUUCAGGCCCAAUGGCUGGAAAAGUUGGGUGGCGAGCGUUCUGGUGGCUUAAUGUUGCUCUUCACGGGCUGACAUUUGUGAUGGUGUUCUUCAUGUUUCCGGAAACGAAGUGGCAACGUGGAACGUUUAAAGAGCAGUUGGCGCGAGCUACAGGAACUUCUCAGCUGGCUGAAAAGGACGUGGAAAAGGAAGACGGUAGCCAACCUGCAAGCACAGCUGAUGACGAUCAAGUCAAGCCAACUGUCACUGCGAAUUCACAUGUUUCCCAGAGCAACGACCUUGUCGGCGUCAAGACGGCGGAUCGAGAUCCAUACCUGGGCAAAGGAACGCCGAAGAAAAGCCAAUGGAUGUUCUUCCAAACGAAUGCCCACCCGUUCAAGUCCAUUCUCCUUGACCUUUGGAUCCCGUGGAAACUAUUCGCCUUCCCCAUCGUGGAAUUUGCAUCAUUUGUCGUAUCCUGGUCAUGCAGCUCGUUCCUGACACUCAAUCUCACACAAUCACAAAACUUUGCGGCACCACCAUACAACUUCUCUUCGCAGUCCAUCGGUUUCAUGAACUUCGCCAUCCUCGUGGGAGCGUUUAUCGGACUGGCCACUGCAGGUCCACUCAGCGACUGGGUCUCAAUGCGCGCAACGAAGAGAAAUGGCGGCAUCAGAGAGCCAGAGAUGCGGUUGCCUGCCAUGAUUCCGUACGUAAUUAUCAUGUACCUGGGCAACAUCAUUGUGUCCGUAGGAUAUGAGCGUAAGUGGAGCUGGGAAGUUAUUGUCAUUAUUGGCUUUACCUGUGCUGGUAUUCAAGUUGCUGCUCUGCCGUCGAUAGCAAGUACCUACGCUGUAGACAGUUAUAAGCCAGUCGCUGGAAGCUUGUUCGUGAGCAUCACCGUCAAUAAGAAUGUGUGGGGAUAUGGCUUCUCCAAGUUCAUCACCCCGUGGAGCGAGAAAAAUGGCUUUAUUCCUCCUAUCAUGACGAACGCAAGCCUGAUUUUGCUCUGGUGCUUGUUUGGGAUCCUCUUCUACUACAAAGGUAAAACUUUCAGGAGAUGGUCAAAGAACAGCAAUGUGCACCACAUGUAGACUAUCUCCAAGCUUGAAAACAUUCGCUAAGAUGGAUCGCACGGUGGUGGAGACUUAGAAGUAAUGAAAAUUCUUAAAGAACC